This is a messenger RNA of Impatiens glandulifera, 1047 nucleotides long. Its product is annotated as zinc-finger homeodomain protein 1-like. Gene Ontology annotation, molecular function: transcription cis-regulatory region binding; DNA-binding transcription factor activity. The transcript has a single exon. Bases 82 to 858 code for a protein of 258 amino acids. The record is from RefSeq and is a predicted model, not a curated record. Lineage: Eukaryota; Viridiplantae; Streptophyta; Magnoliopsida; Ericales; Balsaminaceae. Gene Ontology annotation, cellular component: nucleus. Gene Ontology annotation, biological process: regulation of DNA-templated transcription; regulation of developmental process.
UUUCUUUACGGACAAAUAUAUAAACACAUCGACGGGAUUACAGUGAGCGCAGGAUUAGGGAAAACCAAAGAAAAUAUUUUAAUGGAGUUUGAAGAAGAUCAUCAUCAUCAUCAUCAUCCCAAUCCCAAGGACCAACAAGACCAUCCUGAGAUUCACGAUGCCCUCUCCCCCGACUUUGAGAAUUCCCGACCACCCAAAAUGCUAACUCCCCUCGACGUUUCCCAACCUUCAAGGAAACCCAGAUACCGCGAAUGCCUCAAAAACCACGCCAUCAACAUCGGCGGUCAUGCCGUCGACGGCUGCGGCGAGUUCCUUCCCGCCGGACCCGAAGGCUCUCUAGAUGCCCUCAGAUGCGCAGCCUGUAACUGUCACCGCAACUUCCACCGCAAAGAAUCUCUCAUCGGUGAACCUCUCGUUUUACUCUCACCUCCACCCAUUCACCAACACCCGCCGCAGCCGCAGCAAUUCUUUCCUCCCCCGCCUUAUUACAGGACCCAAAGUGGUUACCUUCACGUUCAACAGCGGCCGCCGCUUGCUCUGCCGUCAACCUCUAGCGGCGGCGGUGGAGGUGGGGGAGGUGGAGGGUCGUACUGCAGGGAGGAGAUGGAUGAAGAUGUGGCGAACGCGAUGGGGAUGGGGAUGGGGAUGGGAAUUGGGUCUUCUAAGAAGAGAUUGAGGACGAAAUUCACGGUUGAACAGAAGGAUAAGAUGCUGGCACUUGCUGAGAGGAUGGGUUGGAGAAUUCAGAAGCAAGAUGAUGAAGCUGUGCAGCAAUUUUGUCAAGAAACUGGUAUCAGAAGGCAUGUUUUCAAGGUAUGGAUGCACAAUAACAAACACACAGUUGGUAAGAAACCCUAGAUUUAUCAUUUCCUUUAAUUAAUUAAUUAAGACUAUUGUUAUUCUAUUCUCCUAAAUAUAAUAUAAUAAUAUAUUUGUAUAUCUAUUUGUAGUAGUUUGUAUGUGAGAAUUAUUAUGAUUUAAGUGAACAAUUUAUUAUCAUGGGAAGACAGAUUUUAGGGUUUACUGUGUUUGUCUUGUCUUAAUCAA